Molecule: messenger RNA, 1446 nt
Organism: Drosophila bipectinata
Lineage: Eukaryota; Metazoa; Arthropoda; Insecta; Diptera; Drosophilidae
Gene: Rad60
Product: DNA repair protein Rad60
Biological process (GO): cytokine production; positive regulation of transcription by RNA polymerase II
Source: RefSeq, a predicted model, not a curated record
UCCGAAGCAUUUUGAAACAGAUGUUCUCAGGCUUUGCGUCCUUUUACAUGGCGCUUAAAUUUUUUAGCUGACAUAAGCUAGAUUAAUUAUUUAAAUUUACAUUUAGCUCCAUUUUUAAAAACUCUUGAAAUGUCCGACGAUGAUUGCGAUAUUUUCAGUGCAGCGCGCAGACGGGCACCACCAAAAGCUUUGCCAAAGGAAUCCUCCAAUUUAUUUAAUGAUUCCAUCGCUUCGGAGAUCGACUAUGAUUUCUUGGGCGACUCCACCAUUAAAACAAAAGGAAAAAAGGCUGGGCGACAGAAAAAGACAAAGCCGCUACCGGAACCGGAACCGCUCACUCUUCCACCAGAGCCGGUCCAGAAUGAGACUCCUCCACGCAGCCUGUCGCCAGUGUCACAGUUAUUGUUGGAAAUGGAGAGCACACAGGAAAAUGAAAAAGCGGCAGGAAAUCCCCCCAGGAAAACCCGGGGGAAGAAGAAAGUUGGGAUUGAGCAAAGUCCGGAAAUACCAGAUAUCGUUGGGCCAAUAGCUAGACGCACACGCUCCUCAUUGGGCAAGACAAAUCCUCAGCCUGCCAUAGUGGAGCCCAUUACCAAUUCAACUGCUUCAGAUAAGCCCAAAAAAAGAGCCCCUAGGGCCAGUAAAAGAGCCCCACAGUCGACGACUGCAUGUGAAGAGCCGAUACCUGCCUCUGCAUUACAUAUUAUUGGGCCGAUCGUGGUUCAUAACAGCCGACGUGAGCAAUUGGCUGAAAUGGCAGCGCGUUCCCAAGUGGUGGGCAGCGUAGAUCUAGUGUCAGCGGUGGUGCCUAGGGUGGAGGGAUUUGUUAAUCUAGAUUCGGAUGAUGAAGGACCAGCCGCUGUGCCCAAAGACGAUUCGAAUCCAUUUGAAGAUGACAAUCCCACAAAGGAAGUAGCUGUUUCUUGGAUGGGCGAGAUACAGAUCUAUAAAUUGCGGCGGCAUCAGAAGUUCCAGCACAUGUUUGAGGAGGUGGCCAAGCGCAAUAAUGUAGCUGUCGAGGAAGUGUUGAUAGACAAGUAUUACCAAAUCAUUGAACCCAAUGAUACACCUCAUAGUAUUGGUCUUGAAAGCUUCCAUACACUCACUGGGCAUGCCAACAAAACGAACAACAACUGCAUAGAGACUGGCUCGAUAAAUAAGAAUAAUCACCAAGAGCUAAUUAAGAAACCAAGAAAAUUCCAAGUUAAAGUGCAGUCGAAUAAGUGGAAGCAUCCUAUCGUGAUGGUCAUGAAAAAAACAGAUUCAUUCAAAAUAUUGUACAUCAAGUGCGCCGAGGAGCUCAACCUUUCGGCGCGACUCAUAUCGCUGUUUUUUGAUGGCGAACUCUUGGAUCCUGACGAUACACCCAUAAAUCAGGAUAUGGAGGGCAAUGAAAUUAUUGAUCUGCACAUCAAAUCCUAGAUUAAUAUUUAUUUAAUUAUUUUC